AUGAACAAAAUAUUCUUCAACGAUAAACCGCUGUGUCUGUCCAAGCUCGAUGAGAAUCGACUGUUAGUUUCAACAGCAGAUGGGAAAAUCUAUGCGAUUGAGCCGCCUUACACUAACAAGAAGUUAAUUUUUAGCGGCCUGUCACCAAUUUCGUGUGUUGAGUACGAGAACGGAAAAAUUUUCUUUGGCGACUGGAACGGAAAUGUGUGUAAGAUGAGCGUAGAUGUGAGGGAAUAUAGCACGGAUAAAAAAUAUCACGAAAAUAUGGGGAUUAGUUCAUCUACUGGUAUGAGGGUUGAUGCAAGUCUACCUACCAACAUGGAACUGGAAGAAAGUACAGGGAAAGAAACCGCAUUUCAACAUCAAGGGGAUGGAACUGAAACUGAUUACAGAGAAAUAAAACAGAUGAAGAGCAUUUGCCUGGGAAAUGCCAUAAUAAAGUGCAUGAAGAUUUUUAAUGGUGGUAUAUACGUGAGCAUAGACAGGAAUUUGAUCAUUAUGGAUUUUGAUUUGCAGAUCAGGACAAAAAUGAACAUGAACAACAAAAUACUGUGUCUUGCCAUAAUGAAUGAUCAACUAUACAUGGGCAUGUCUGUUCCAUCAAUUCAACGAUUCGAUAAUGGAACAAUUAAUGAAAUAGCAACGCACCACCAAUCAUCCAUUUUAUGUAUUUCUACGGACGAAAAUGGCGAUAUCAUGACAUCCUCGGCUGAUAAGACAUUGAUGGUAAAAAACAGAACUCUAUACACGGGCACAGAAUGGAUACGUGUAUGCUUAGGUUCGUAUUUUACGGAUGGGAAUUUGGUAAAAAAAAGAACAGGUAGCACAAUUACCACGCUGUUUGUGCAUGGUGGAUACGUUGUGGGUCUGCAGGAGAGCAAGGACCGAUUGUUCAGUAUAGGGUUAGACUGUUGUUUGGCCGUGGUAGAAAAGGAUGAAAGUAAGAAGAUGGAUGUGGCGUGUGAUUGGGAUGAGGAAGAAGAAAUUAGGAGAUUGAACGAAGAGUUCGGCUAAAAUGUUUUGCUGUAGAUUCUUUAUUUGGUAGAGCAUCUUACCGUUGAAGAAAACUCUGUUGGUUGCUUAGAUGCAUUCAAAUAGCUUUUGGUACCCGCCUGCACCGUAAUCAACAGAAUUAAGACUUUAAAUCUUACGUACACGGAACAAAUACAGCUGUACUGAAUUAAAACCUGUCAUUCUAAGAACAUGGGCA
This is a messenger RNA of Vavraia culicis subsp. floridensis, 1210 nucleotides long. RefSeq lists its product as uncharacterized. Gene Ontology annotation, molecular function: protein binding. The transcript has a single exon. The record is from RefSeq and is a predicted model, not a curated record. Bases 1 to 1014 code for a protein of 337 amino acids. Lineage: Eukaryota; Fungi; Microsporidia; Pleistophoridae.